Messenger RNA from Thrips palmi, 1350 nucleotides. RefSeq lists its product as uncharacterized. Bases 37 to 1293 code for a protein of 418 amino acids. NCBI's taxonomy places the organism in Eukaryota, Metazoa, Arthropoda, Insecta, Thysanoptera, Thripidae. The transcript has 4 exons. The record is from RefSeq and is a predicted model, not a curated record.
GCCCAAGCGAGCGACGCCGACGCCGACACCCACACCAUGGCCAAGCCAAACCCCGCCGAGCCGGCUGCCGAGGAGGGCGGUGCGGCCGUGCCGCCGCAGCCGGAGCAACCGGAGGUCGUGACGCCGCCCCACGAGGACCCCCCGCCGCCAUACUCCGUGGUGGCGCGCCUGCCUCCCACGCCGACGCCGCGGACGUCGGUGUUGGCGCGCGGGGUGCGCGCUCUGUCCACCGUGACCUCGGAGGCGGCGUCCACGCUGACGUCCCUGCCCGAGGCCGCCUGGACGCGCUCGCACCUGUACCUGCCGCUGGUGGUGCCGCCUAGCCUGCCCGCCUCGCCCGGGGGAAGUCCCUGCUGCUCCAACUGCGUGGCCGCGGCGAGGCUCGCCUGCACCCCCACGACCCCGCAAGGCCCGCACGGCCCGCACGCCGCGUUCUGUGAGGCGUGCACGUCCGCGUCGACCACCCCCACCAACGAGACGUGCAGCACGUCCUGCCUCACCUCCACCACGACGUCGUCCUGCGCCAACUGCCUCUCCGCCGCCACGACGCGCGCCAUCCCCGCUUGGGGCGGUGUUGUCCAGGGGGCGGACGCCCACACCUGUCCUCCUGUCCACGCCCACCACGCCCACCACGCCCACCUCGCCCACCUCGCCCACACGCCGCCCGCAGACUGGCCCUCGCCAUCGCCGGCAGCCGCGUCCUUCCUUCCGGGGCCAGCUGGGCCAGCCGCGAUCGUCCUCACACCUGUUGCCGGCCCAGUGGGCCCAGUGGGGCUGACCCAGCUCACGUGCACAGCGGCGGGUUCACUUGCGCCCGGCACGGCACCGGCAGCAGGGGCCGCCCUCACACCCGAGCCUGAGGUGCACAAUCAUGCAGAAGCCGCCCCGGCCGAGACGGAGACGGCCAAACCGUCCGUCGUCGCCAGACAAGUGUCGACGGGCCAGGCGGUGACGGUGGCAAGCGGAGCCUUGAGCGGAGCAGGCAGAGCGCGCGGCGUACCCGCAUCCAAGUUGUAUGGCAGCCUGGACAGUGAAAGCGCCUUCCCGCCAUUAUCGUCCUUUAGACUGUUGACCCCGUGGCAGAAAAAAUUACUUAUUUUCGCGAUAGUCUGGACAGCGUUGAUUGUAUUUGCCGGUAUUCUGGGCUGCUACCUCAUCUCAUUUGGUCCUGCCAAUUUUGAUUCCAAUGACGAUCAAUCCACUAUUAACUGGUUCCAGAGUGUCAGACGCGCAGACAGAAGCACCGCGCCUAAUCAGGGCACCUUAUAUAGGGCAUCCAAAUAUGAAGUUUAGUAUAAUUUAUAGCUUUAAGACAGAUUUAAAUAAAACCAGUGUUUUUUUAAUUUUUUA